GAGUGUUUUCAAAGUUUUGAAAUUGCCGAGUCGGAUAUACUCCUUUAUCGUGCGGAUACAAGACAUACAAGGCAAAAUUCACCGACACAAAUUCCAUGUCUUUAAAGUAACCAAUCAUAUUCUUGUAAUUAGGCCCCGAAUCAUCAAGUGAAUUUGCCCAGUAUAUGAUAGGACAUAUUAUUUUAACUUGAGAAGAGUACAAAGUGUAUCAGACCAAGUUCAGCUUUCAACAUGGAUGUUACUUUGUUGAACUAUUUGUAUGUACUGAUGGUGAUGUUGGUAAAUGAAGUUACAAGAGUUGCUGGUGAUUGCAAUGUUGGUUCCAAGGUCACCUAUAGACAAUAUAGUGACACCAUAGUGAACCACACCAUCGUUGGCCCCAUCAUGUCAUCUAUUACAGCCAAGAAUGAGAGAGAAUGUGAGAUGGAAUGUCACCUGGCUGUACCAGACAUGUGCUACAUGUUCAACUACUAUCCCUCGUCUAAGGUUUGUGAGUUGCUCUACAAGGAUCGUGCGGCAGAGUACAAGGUGGAGAAGAAGAAAGGAUCUACAUGCAAGACACGAAAGUGUGAAUCAAGUUCUUGUAAGGUCACACAACAUUGUGUCUCUCUUGGUGACCAGAGCAACACCCUCUGUCUGAACUUCACCGGUUGCAUCAUCAAAGCCAACACAGCUCCUGUGUGUAUUGGUGCGAAAGACGACAGCUACGGGACAUUCUUUGCUCCUGUUGAUGGCAAAGUCAAGACCUUCAAGCUCGUUCACAUCUCAGGGGGAAUUGCUGCUUAUGGAAGUUCUUAUGGAGGAGCUCCAGGAAAUUGGGGAACUUUGGCUCCUGCAGACCCCCAUCCACACCUUGAACUACACGUCACCGAUACCCAGAACUCAAGAAUCACCCCUCCAUCUGGGUACCCUCUUGAUAUGAAAAGUAGUUUGAUGCGCUACGGUGUACCAGGCUUCACGGUCAUGAGUCCAGAUCUCGUGUUCCCUGACAUUUCUCUACCUCUUGCUGUGUCCAAAGGAAAAGAGUUCAGGAUUUGGGAAGGACAGGAUCUCAUUAACUCUAAUCAAGACAAUAACUUUGGACAAACCUGUGCUGACGUGUACGUUUUCUUUCUCGAUUAAAGACCCGCCCCAGUGCUUUACUGACAUUUUUACAUUGUUUUAAUUACUGCAGCGGGAUGAAAAAAACUUUGGGAAAUUCCCAAGUACGCGGCGAAACAAAGUUGAAAUUUGCAUUGAAUUUUAACUUCAUAAUCUUAACCAGGUUGUUGGAGAUCAAACGAAGUUAGGUACAAAGUCUCGCUCUUCACACAAGUAAGAAUUGAAUGAAAAACUUUGGUUAUCUCGCAGUGAAUUUUCCAAUCCGCUGGGGUUUUUUAAAAUACGAGUAAUGUGAAAUUGAGUGUAAAGCGCUCGGGCAGGAUUUCUCGCAAACUUUUCUCACGUGAAAAAAAAUGUGUACGUUGCACUACCUUGCACUAAGAGAAGGUACCAUGAUAUACCAUUUGAUAUACCUUGCAAUAUCGUUUAGGAUAAACUUUACACUUAUUAAUGGUUUGCAAACGCUAAGUUUUCCUUAGAGAUUAAAAUGACAAAGACAUGACAGCCAUGUUAGUUGUACUAACAAUAUGGCGUGUUGACGUAACGUGUAAACGAAACCUUCAUUCAGACGUGCACAUACUACAUUCUAAUCAAUUUUUCUGUUCAAAUAAACACAAUUCUCAGCUUACUAUAGCUGAACACAUCUCAACGAUGUGGAAUUUUCUCUAACGUUUUCUGCACGUUUUCGGGUCAGUAUAUUUUCUUCAUUUUCUUCAGUGUGCUGACAUUGUUUACAUACGAUUCACGAUCAUUUUAAGAUUGGUAUGCAACAUGAAACGAAACCUUCACCAACAAAAUUCAACGUGUUUCGCUUAAGGUGGAACCAGAGUUUCAAGCUUCCAUAUCAACCAUACACUCUGUAAACUUUAGACAGCUUUUAGAAGAUUUUGAUUAUACUCAUUGAAACUUCUUCAAAAUUGCCCGCAUACUAAUAUUGAAAUGUUUUCUCAAAUGACAAAAUCUUCUUGCGAAGUUGUUUGAAAUUCAGAAUUCUUCUUAGUCCCUAUGAACUCAUUCGACGAUACGGCGGUCAUCUUGGAUCCCAAGGCCGCAUUAUGUGGCGUCCAGGGGAGCAAACAAAGCAGCCGGUUAUAGUAAUGAUAUUGUAAAAAAGAGAAUACAACAAAAGAUAAAUUAAGACGGCUGUACAUCGAUCGCUUUUACCAAUAAAAGAAAGACAAACACACGAAACUAUCAUCUAUGUUUUGUAUUACCCCCCUGACAAGAUGGCCGCCGUAUCGUCGAAGUAGUCCAUUCUCAUGAGUUGUCCAAGGAGUUUGAACCAGUCACACAAUCCUUUGGAAGAAAUUUGGGACUUUCUUUUAAAACCUAAUGUUUGUGCAAGGGGAAGCCAUUGUUAAUGCAAGAAUCCAAUGUUUGCAGGGGACAACUGAGUACGAGAAUUUGAUUGACUUACCACCUUUGCUUCUGUAUGCUAGCGACGGAAGCAUAAGAAUCUGGUUUUUACUAGCGAGGUAAGGACGGAAGCAGAAGCAUUAAGAAAAAGGAAACCUUCCGUGCUUUCUGCUUCUGCUUACGUCUCCGUUGUUUGAUUUUCACAGCAACAUAAGACGUCUUACGCUUCUGCUUUUGCUUCCGCUUCUGCUUCCGUCGCUAGUGAAAACCAAGCUUUAUACUUUUUGACAAUUUGUCAGUUUUUGCACCAUAAUUUAGCUAGUGCUGAUGAUUGACACCGGGGGUGGAACGACAUUAAAACUGUAUGCAGGUGGCUAAUAAAGCUUUUUAUCUGACAAA
Molecule: messenger RNA, 2856 nt
Organism: Actinia tenebrosa (Australian red waratah sea anemone)
Lineage: Eukaryota; Metazoa; Cnidaria; Anthozoa; Actiniaria; Actiniidae
Source: RefSeq, a predicted model, not a curated record